Megalops cyprinoides (Indo-Pacific tarpon) is the source of this 404-nucleotide messenger RNA. RefSeq names its product somatostatin 1, tandem duplicate 2 (gene sst1.2). Gene Ontology annotation, biological process: regulation of cell migration. The record is from RefSeq and is a predicted model, not a curated record. Lineage: Eukaryota; Metazoa; Chordata; Actinopteri; Elopiformes; Megalopidae. The transcript is spliced from 2 exons. Gene Ontology annotation, molecular function: hormone activity. Gene Ontology annotation, cellular component: extracellular region. Bases 1 to 351 code for a protein of 116 amino acids.
AUGCAAACCCUACGAGUCUCCAGCACCCUGGCCCUCCUGGGAUUGGCCCUGACCCUCUGCAGCUUGAGCGCCGCCUCACAGCCAGAUCUGCGCUACCGGCGAGUCCUCCAGAGAGCCCGCGCCGCUGCCAUGGGUACACAGGACUGGAGUAAGCGCGAGGUGGAGGAUCUCCUGUCACAGCUGGCACCGCCCGAGGGCGAGGCCGUGGAGGGCCAGGUGUCGACGACGGACGAGAGCGAGGACGUGCGCGUGGAGCUGGAGCGCUCUGUGGACAACCCAAACAACCUGCCGCCGCGCGAACGCAAAGCCGGCUGUAAAAACUUCUACUGGAAGGGGUUCACUUCCUGCUGAGCGCCCCCCUCCUACUCCAAACCUGCCACCGCACCCCAGCAGCAACCAUUGCU